AUGCCAUUCUCUCCCGUCAUUUGUCGCCCGGCCAAAUCCUCGACAUCUACACGACUGGCAGUCGGGCCCAAACCCCACGGCGGCGAGGGCUGGCGACCUCCCGGAGUUUCCGCCAGCCAACCGACCCUGCAGCCCUUUCCUGCACGCGGGGCCGUCUAUCCCAUCGACCCUAUGUGGUCAGACGACUCUCAAGGUCGGCCUUGGGACGGCUACCACACCGCGCGGUGGCAGCGUAUCUUCACCGCCGACCUGUCGCCGAGCAGCCCAUACUACCCCUCCAGUUCGCCCACUCUCUCGCAGGGAGGAAGCCAAUCGUCAUCAGCCACCGGCGCCUCCGACAUUCCGUCCAUUCUCCACCCGGCCUUCGCGACCCACCUCACACAGUCGAUGCGCCGCGUUUUCAUCAACGACAGCACGGCAGACCAAGACGAGAUCAGGUCGACCUGCACGCCGUCGCGCCUCAGCCGGCGCGUCCGCUUCCUCCCUCACCCGGUGAAGACAGACCUCCCGUACAAGUCGGUGUCCGCUCGGCACGAUCCCUCGGGCGGGUUCGUCGUCGAGGUCGGCAAAGUCGAUGGCUCCGCGCUCUCUCCGGAGUCUGGCUGCGAGGCGGACGUCGAAGAUGAAGACGGAACCGAGGGAAUGUAG
Messenger RNA from Epithele typhae, 648 nucleotides. RefSeq lists its product as uncharacterized. The coding region runs from base 1 to 648 and encodes 215 amino acids. The record is from RefSeq and is a predicted model, not a curated record. The transcript is spliced from 2 exons. Lineage: Eukaryota; Fungi; Basidiomycota; Agaricomycetes; Polyporales; Epitheliaceae.